AGAUUAGCCACUCCUCCGUUAGCAUACGGAUGCAGGCAAUGAUAGCUAACAGUUAGCUCGUGUUUUCGCAAUUUGAAAAGAUGGCUCGAGACCUGCAAGGUUUUGCGUUGGAAAAAGCCGAAGUGCUUUCCAGCCGUUUGAAAGAGCUCAUCUCUUCGGGGCAAGGGUACGUUCGGGCUCAGUUCGGGGUGGAUUUGGGUUUGAAGCCCGAGCUGUACCCGACGUGGGUCAUCCUGUCUACGGCCGCGGUGGGUCUGCUGCUGCUGCUCGGUCUGUCCUGGGCCGCCGUCUGUGGCGGUCUGCUCGUCGGGAAAAAACGAGGAUCCCCGGUCACCCAGGGCAGCGGUGAGCCCGUCAAGGCCACUUAUAUUAAAACUGCGAAACCAGAAGAACAGAAGAAGAGGAACAAGAAGAAAACGCUUGAAAAGAAGACACAGUCCAAUGGGCAACCAGUGACUGUUGCUCAAGAGGAAGUUCAGGUGACAGAGGUGGUUUCCAAGCUGUCCCCGCAGAUCAAAACCGAGAAGGUCCAUGAGGUACAGGCCCCAGUGCAGGUGAAAAAGAAUAAGAAGAAAACCAAGACAGAUGUGAAACCAGUUCAGCAUGUGUCUACAAAUGAUGGGAAGGAACCUGAUGAUGGUACCUGGGAGACCAAAGUCAGUAACCGAGAGAAGAGGCAGCAGCGCAGGAAAGACAAGGGUCCUGAGGAUUCUGGUAGCUCAGGAGGUGUGGAGGCCCCCAAAACCCACGUGAUGGCACCCAUAGCCACGGCAAAUACCAACACCAAGAAGAACAGAGGAAACCAUGAGUCGCUGCCUUCAAGAACCACUGGAAAGGGAGAUGCAGCCAGUGGAACUGGUAAAAACAGAGUGUCCACCAGCUGGAGAGAGGAGCCUUCGGUCAACGGUGUCGGAUGGACUGACAUUGCCUUGAAGCUCCCAGGCCAGAUGGGGGCUAUGGAGGGAACCAAGUGGAGUAACAUGCCCUCAGCUCCACAUUACAGAGCCCCAGCUGAGCCCAAGCACUGGGCACAGGAGACACAAGCAGCGUGGAGUGGCAUUGAUGGUCGGAUAAAGACUGACCUCAACCCUGUGUCUUUCUCCAUGCGAAGACUAAACACCACAGACCCAAUAUCAAAUUCAGUCGAGCUCCAGUGGGCGAGCCACACAGAUGCUGACGAUCAAUGGUCUGGAUUCAACGGGAUGGCAGCAGCAGACCCCAGCUCUGACUGGAAUGCCCCAGCAGAGCACUGGGGAAACUAUGAAGAGCCUCCUGUGCUGAUGACACCAGCUCCUCCACUGAAGGAACAGCCUGCCCCCAACAAGCAGUUAUCAGAGGAUGAUAAGGACUCAGAGGAUCCGUCUGGAGGAGCAGCCAAAUCCAAGAAGAAGAGGAAAAAGAAGAAGAAAACAGAGGAGGAGGUUGCGUCUGAGGCUCAGGCUCAAGCCUCAGCACCCCUGGUCAAUGCAGUGCCCAAACCCCAAGAGCUUCCUGUGCUGGCCUCCAAAAAGCAGCAGAAUCCCAGCAUAUCCUCCUCUCAAAAGAAGUCUGAGCUGACCGUGGAGCCUCAGAAACACUCCCAGAAGAAAAAGGUCCGAAGAGAAACAUGAAGUCGCAUCACAGGUCCAAACAAAGCAUAUGCAAAUGAUUGUUAAAAGUGUCACAUGCAAUAAUUACCAGGUACAGAGUUUCUUUCUGAGAUAAUACAUUAACGGUUUAUCAGUUAUCGAAACAAAAAGAAAACAGGCAGUGGAUAUCACCUGCUUGGCUAAAUACAGUGAUGAAAUGUGGUCCUGUGGACUGAAAUCUUAACUAAUUUGCACUAUUUGCUGCACUGCAACCAGAGUGGAGUUUCAGGAGAUGUUGACUUGCAGUGGAGGUACAUGUUUAUGUGACUAUUUUUUAAUGGCAUCAAAAGUGGAGUUUUUUUCUCUCCAAGAGUGAAUGUUUAUCAUUAACACAAACAACAUAAACCAGUUUUCUUUAUUUUUAUUUCUAAGAAAAUUUAAGUUACAAGAACACCAUAAAUUUUGACUCCCCAGAAUGUUGCACUUUGUUGUGUUUGUCAUCCUGCUGCUCAUAUAUCAAUUACUGUGUGAGAUCGAGUUGCAUGUCAGUGCUAGACUCAAAUCUGUCUCAAAGGAUUGGUUUGGAUUUUUCUCUCAAGUUUAUUUUAAUUAAACACUCAAAAGGUCUACUGUAUUUUGAAAGAGUUAUGGAUCACUGCAGUUCUGGCUGUGAAGUUAUACCCUCAUAGAACAACUACAAUGUAAGAGACAGAACAAAAAUCUGCACCCCUCAUCUUGUGCAAAAAUACAAUCUCAGGUUCAGCCAAAGCUAAUAUGUGGUUUUAGCUAAUUUACGUUUAGCCACAUUGAUGGAUUUUCCUGCUGAGCUGUGGCAAAGGGAUACAUUCUGGCAGUGGCAGGAAAAACACAGGUGAUAAACCUCCAUGUGACUGCCAAGACAAAUGUACCCACUUUAUUUGAUUAUUCAUAGACUGCUGAAGCCUCUUAUUAGUGUCGGCUGAACUUUUGAAUGCAUUUUUGCAAACUGCAUAAACGGUAUUUUACUGUACCCCAUUUUUUAAAGUGUUGGCACUGUACAAAGGUAUUACUAUUUAGGUAGUAUGAACAAGAGUAAUUUUCACAGUUAUCCAUAACACUUGCAGCAUAGAUAUGACGUUGAAAGACUUGAAAAAAUUCGGAGUUGACCUUUACAGUAAAUCUAUCCUUGUACAACUCACUGGAUGUAGGCUGUGUAGUUUGUAAAAUGAAUGGCAGCUGUGGACAGGCUGAAGUCCAUGUCAGUCACAGUAGUUUCACAGCAGAAAAAAGUAUCUUGACAAUAGAAACUUCCCCACAACCACUUCCUAUAGGGUAACCCACCUAGUAAAUUCUGUACACUCAGUUUUGCCAGAAUAUGGCUAAAUAACCUGUUGUCCUGAGCUUCAGAGUUUUUAGAGGAAGAGGGAUAGCAAGACACUGAGGCUGCAUAUUUAGCCAUAUUUUGUUGAAACCAUGAUAAAAAUUUGGAACGUGACAGCUGAAAAGCUACUAACUCACCAGUCAUGUAUCAGACCAACAAGGCGAUGCUAAAAUCUGCUAUUUGGACCUUGUAAACUGAUCCUGUAUUGACACUUGGGCUGUUACUGAGCGCAGUAGUUGAUGUGAACCACCAGGAGGCACUGUAAUGUGAAGUUAAGGAGUAGUGGGAUUAUCCCAUAAAGCAGUAGCACUAUUGCGUAUUGUCUCUUUUACUUUCAUCAUUCGAAGAGUGUCUAUCUGACUAGACUGUGCGUUGAUUUUUCUAGAGACUUCAUGGUCCCUCCUUCACUCUUUAUGUUUUUUUUAAAAGAUAUUUUCUUCCAGUUUUUGUGCUAGAAAAAGCCAUGCCAUAUGUACAGAUUGUAAGGGCUUUUUCCGGUUCUGUGAUUGCACUGUGCAAAAGGCUGUAUUGAUUUCCUUUUGAUGUCAAGGAAUAGUUUUUUUACUACCUUUCUGCAGAAUGUGAAAUGUGUAACUUUUUUCAGUUCGUACCUGAUUUGCAGGAUCUAUGACGAAAAAUGUUUAGAUUUUUUUUGACGUGAACUGAGAAUGAAAAACGUACAUAGAGAUGUGAUACGGAGAAGCUUUAAUUCCACAUCAGAGUUAGUUUUAACAAGACACACACACACACAAACAUAAUUACACAUAUACAAGGGGAAUUUAAUUCCAUUGCCUUAACCUGUAGAUGUAUAGCAUUGCCGUCCUUUUUUAUAGUUUCCAUCUAAUUGUUGAUGUCAGAAUUAAUUUGAUCUUGCAUGACUUUGAUAAUAGUACUUGUGUACAUGAAAUUAAAUGAAUGAUCUCUUGCUUUAACUGUUAGUACUUGGUUCCUGGAGUACCACUCAGUGUAUAUACUGUAAUAGCUUUUUUAAGGAGACAAAUUUGCAGCUUUUCUGUGGGCAUCCGAUUUAGCGGACAUUAACAGGAGUCUGUUGUCGGUAGGCAAAAGAGCCUUAGUGCAUCAAAGUGUUGAUCAGCUGGUGGUGGUGCAUACUGCAGACUUGAUAGAACAAAAUGAUAGGUUGCUGUGGCUUCAGGCACCUUUUUUUUGGUUUGUUUGUUUGUUUUUUAAUUUUUACUGAUGAUUAAGAUGAUUCAAUCAAGGUAUUUAUAUACUUGUCUGUAGGAAAUGUUUUUUGUGAAUGAUUUUGUUAAUUGAGGAGAUUCAAAUGAUAUUUCUAUGUUUGUUUGGUAAAGAUAUAAAAAUAAAUAAGAAAUGCUUGAUAUCA
Molecule: messenger RNA, 4276 nt
Organism: Lates calcarifer (barramundi perch)
Lineage: Eukaryota; Metazoa; Chordata; Actinopteri; Centropomidae
Gene: mtdha
Product: metadherin a
Exons: 11
Coding region: 81-1610 (509 amino acids)
Biological process (GO): negative regulation of apoptotic process; positive regulation of angiogenesis; regulation of transcription by RNA polymerase II
Cellular component (GO): nucleus
Molecular function (GO): transcription coregulator activity
Source: RefSeq, a predicted model, not a curated record